GACGGGCUUAAUCUGGGAAUAAAACUGGAGUUGCGUAUUUGUCGUUUUGACUCCAGAGAGGACUCCACAUCCCUACAGUCAGUCUGCACAAUCUAGACUACACAGGACUGCAGCUGUGAAGAAGAGAUAUUAAUUUGACUCCACACUGAAGGACGCAGUUUGGGAGAAGCAGGAGCAUGGGUCUGCAGACUGUGUUCCGCGCGGUGAUCAUGGGGGCCCCGGGCUCAGGCAAGGGGACCGUGUCCAGCCGGAUAGCGCAGAGCUUCGCCCUGAAGCAUCUCUCCAGUGGAGACAUGCUGCGGGCCAACAUCGAGGCCAAGACAGAUUUGGGUCUCCUGAUGAAGUCGUGUAUCGAUCAGGGUCAGCUGGUUCCCGAUGAUGUCAUCUCUCGUCUCGUCCUGUCCAGUCUGAGGGGUCUGGAGCAGACCAGCUGGCUUCUGGACGGGUUUCCUCGUACUGUGGCUCAGGCCGAUGCCCUGGACAGCGUGUAUGAUGUGGACUCUGUUAUAAACCUGGACGUGCCUUCCCAGACGAUCCGCGAGCGUCUGACCUCUCGCUGGGUGCACCUUCCCAGCGGCAGGGUCUAUAAUAUAGACUUCAACCCGCCUAAGAAGCCAGGUCUUGAUGAUGUCACAGGAGAACCGCUGGUCCAGAGAGACGAUGACAGUCCUGAAACUGUGUCCAGGAGACUCAAGGACUAUGAGAGACAGACACAACCAGUUCUAGAGUAUUACAGGAGUAAAGGAGUGUUGGAGACCUUCUCAGGAACUGAAACCAACAAGAUAUGGCCUCACGUUCAUGCCUUCCUGGCCAGGAAAAUCCCAGGAAACCAGCAGGCUAUGGGAAAAGCGUGAUUGCACAACAACCUUGAGGACUUUCACCACAGCUGAAGUACACUGUUGGACUCGAGCACAAUGCACCUCUGUGGCCUUAAGCAGUCUACUGUAUUUGUCCAAGCCUUUGGUGUCACCAUCUGCUUUUAUGCCUUUGUGAGAAAGUUAGUACCAAACUAGAUGUUUAUGGUCAAACUAGUCUAUUACUGAGCUCUAGCGCUGUCAUCUUAAGGAAAUAAACCCAGCUUAGAGUGUUAGAGGUAGGCAUACUAAGAUUAAUAGUUGACUCCAAAGUUAAUCAUUCUCAACUUUCCAUUUAGAAGAAGUGCCCAACCCAUAAGGUGGACACAGUGGCUCCAAAACAUUCCAGUUUAUUGUCCAUAAUGGCCUUUUAAUAUUAUUGAAAUUUGUGCAUACUAGAGAAGUAUUAAUUUAAACAUUUCACAAAUGAAUGCAGAGCAAAAUUACAAUUCAGACCUGAUUUUUGAAUGUUCUGUCAUUUUUGUACGAACCACUGUGGCCAUAAUUGGCAAAAACACUGUCUAAUUAUGAGUCUAAUGCUUUUUCUAUUGUAGAUCAUAUGAAUGUUAAUAUUUUUUGAAUAUACAAAAUAACGUAUUUUUAAUUAAGAGAAGUUUGCACAAUACAAUAAAUAAUAAAGGGAAAUAAAAUCUAUAAUGUGUUUAAAAUUUAUAAAAUGUUGUUUUGUAAGUCCGUUUGUAUUGAUAAACCACUAUUGUGUGGUUAUGAAGUCCUUGACCACCAAGAAAGUGCAAAGUGUUUAUUCAUCUAAUUUUAUGGCACAGUUUACGAAUCACUAUAAAUUGUAGUGAUUGAAAACCUGCUAUUGAAUAAUGGAGAAAUUAAGUAUAAUGCAAAGCAUGGCAUUUCACAAACAACUGCAAUAAACAGAGAAGCUCAAA
Messenger RNA from Cyprinus carpio (common carp), 1756 nucleotides. RefSeq names its product adenylate kinase 3. Gene Ontology annotation, molecular function: AMP kinase activity; ATP binding. Gene Ontology annotation, biological process: nucleobase-containing compound metabolic process. Gene Ontology annotation, cellular component: mitochondrion; cytoplasm. Lineage: Eukaryota; Metazoa; Chordata; Actinopteri; Cypriniformes; Cyprinidae. The record is from RefSeq and is a predicted model, not a curated record.